Messenger RNA from Cladophialophora immunda, 1878 nucleotides. RefSeq lists its product as uncharacterized. The coding region runs from base 1 to 1878 and encodes 625 amino acids. The record is from RefSeq and is a predicted model, not a curated record. The transcript is spliced from 6 exons. Lineage: Eukaryota; Fungi; Ascomycota; Eurotiomycetes; Chaetothyriales; Herpotrichiellaceae.
AUGGACGCAGUGAAUCGCGCUGAGACUGGUGCUGUUUAUUCCCCGAUUACGAACGAGGGGAAACAAACGCCUCCUCCAGAGAUGAAUACAGACGCGGCCACCCCAAUUCACUCCUCACCACUACCGCACAGGUCCAGGUCCAGACAAGGCAGCGUGGCUCGAAAGCGUACGAACGAGGAGAUCUAUCAGCCGGUUGAAGCGCCGAAAUCGAGUCCUACAAGCACUAGAUUCCAGAGAUCUGUUACGCUCCCAGCAAUGCCCGAGUCUCAAGCGUUCCAUCCUGGGAACAACCCUGAUGAGCAUCAAGGAUGGCCUCAUGCCAGCGAGAAACCACUGGUUCAGCCAACCGCCAGAGAAAGCGAUGCAGCUCCCGAUCCAUUGCCCCGACGCAAUAGUCUUGUCAAGGAGAUCCACGAUUAUCAGCAGCAAUUGGAGCUCGAAUUUCAAGAGUUCGAGCGAGCACUGAACGAGAGGGACACUUCGGUCGACUUGGAUCCAAUGGAUUGGGACGAUCUUGAAGCGCGGUAUAAAAGGGAGGUCCAGCCUUGCAUCGCCGCCGAAAGGGAAAUCAUGGAUGAAUUUAAUGCCCGCUUUAUGCAAUUCGCGCUGUAUAUGCAAGUUUCAAACGACCAUGAAUCUGAUAGGGCCAUCAAGAGACUUCGCACACGGAUUGCUCUUGCUCAGAACUCGGAGAAACUAUUGGCUCAGAAGCAAGCCCACCAUGCAAAGGUGCUCGAGGCAUUUCAAAGUGCGAUGGCACUCCUAGACGUGAUGUCUGAUGAGUCAAAGUCAAAUGCAGACAGAGAUCUACUCGCGCGGCUAAAUGCGCUGAAAACGUCGACGGUAUCUUUUGAACAGACAAACUUUCGAACCCCUCUCGGGAAAGGCUCUCCUAUUUCGCUUGACCCUAGCCCGGCUCGCGCUCUCCAUUCCGACCUUCUGACGAGAUGGAAAUCUCUUGGAGGCAGCCCUUCCUCUCAAUUCAAAGACCCUGCCACUUCGGCAGAACAGUCUCAAGAUCAGAAAACUGAAGAUGAGAAAACAGUGGAGGAACUCCUGGCAGAUUUAGGGCCUUCAGAUGCGUGGGAAGUCACACAGAGUGAAGAGGAACAGGUCGCAGAUCUGCUGCGGACUGCAAAGUCUGCGCUGGCAGAUGCGUCACAAACAGAAAGUGAACCAUUACGAGAAGAUCAGGCUGAAAAGGCAGGAGAUGAUUAUAUUUCUACAAAGCUCCCGGCGAUUGAUGUCUCGGUUUUUCAACCUGGACCGGAAGCAGAGGAGAGUCCAGUCGCCGCGGUAGGCACCAGGUCGAAAGACACUUUGGACCAGGAGGCAGACGAACUGCUGGCAAGGAUUCUAGAUGAGGCCAAUCUUGAAACUGCAGAUUCACAGGAUGAACACAGGAGUCUGCCAGAGGAUGAAGACGGUGUGGCACCAAGCGAUCCACGGUAUGCAAGCCCGAGCCCAGGACGGGAUGUUUCUACCUUCGACCUUCCAACCACACCUUCAAAACUGCCAGACCCGGUAGCCUCCACAGAACAGUCAAAUGAAGACGACGACCUAGCCUCUCGUUUUGCAGGCUUGUCCCUACCAGCAGUCCCCACCGGCAUGAAAUCUACCAAGUCAUCAUCUGCUGCGUCAAAGCCCAAGAUAGGCUUCACCGACGAGGAAAUUGAUACAUGGUGCAUCAUCUGCAACGAUGACGCUACGCUCCAGUGCAUCGGCUGUGACGGAGAUCUCUACUGUACCAACUGUUGGAUAGAAGGCCACAGAGGCGAGGGCACCGGCCUGGAGGAACGAAGUCAUAAGGCUGUCCAAUUUGUCAAGGGAGGCGGCAAGAAAAAGGCGCCCAAGAGAAGAGUCAUGAUGGGUGCUUGA